AUGAGGGGCCACGGUCCGGCCUUAGGGCUGCGAAUAGGUCCACGACGAAUCUCAUUCCUCCUCGUCCUCCUCGGUUUAUUCGCCCUGUUCACCCUCCUUUUUACACUGCCCAAUUCAAUACCGACUGGGCCAAGUCUUUCAAAGUCGAUUGCCGAUCAUAAAUUCUCUAUACCGAAAUACAAGGAUAAGCUCUCGUCAAGUAUAUUGAACCCCUUCCGGCCGGCUUUUCACAAGCCUGCGGAACAGAAGAACUCAACAUAUGGGGAAAGCUCAUGGUAUUCGAAUUGGAACUGGAGGAAUCCCUUUUCAUCGUCUAUCACAUUGGAUGAGAAUCGAUCUCUCCUCCCACCUCUAAAGGAAAGGGCUCCUAUUUAUUGCUACUACGAUACUACUGUCCAGCGGGAUGCAUCUACAAAGGAGGCUGAUAGUGCGCUAUUGUUGACAUGGAGGCGCGCCUGGUGGGCUAAGGGAUUUAAGCCAAUCAUCCUGAGCGCGGCAGAGGCUAUGAAUAAUCCGCUUUAUGACGAGCUUCAGAGAUUAGAUGUGGAGCCCAGUUUUAAGAAAGACAUGAUGCGCUGGCUCGCAUGGGAGAAUAUGGGGGGCGGACUUCUGGCACAUUAUCUGUUACUCCCCAUGGCGGCCUACGAGGACCCUUUACUCUCAUUUCUACGAAGGGGAGAGUAUCCGGGCCUGACGAGGUGGGAGGAUAUUGAUAAUGCUUUAUUCGCUGGUCCCAAGGUCCAAAUCGCCGAUACCAUUGUUCAAGCGCUCCGAGACCCCAAAAGUAAAUCUGCUAAGGACAUAGUUUCUGCGGUUACCAGCGAAACUUUCCGUGUUGACCCGUCUCAUGAUUCGCUAGCAUUUUACGAUACUAAGACUAUCGAGAAGACCUACCAAAAGAUCGCGGAAGAAGUCGCAGCGGAUCGUGAUAAGGGCAUGAAGAGCUUAAACGACCUUAUUAACUUUCACCUGCAUAAUACCUGGCAAGAUAUUUUUAGCAGUGGUAUAGCAAUCCUCAAGCCCAUGCCAACUCACACUACGCACAUGAUCGAGCAAGCCUUGGACCUGGCAACUAGACUCGCGAUCUGUAGUGAUAGUCCAAUGCCAGCAUCGUGUCCGCCAAAUCUUCCAAAAUGUUCGCCUUGUGUGUCCUCUCACCCUAUGAAGAUUUCGACCCCGGCGCGUUAUAAGAAUAAUACGGACUUGUAUACUAUAGGAACAGUACCACACCCGUAUACACUGCGCACGCUGGACACGCUCCGAAAUAAUUUAGAUAUUGCCUAUAUUAGGCGAGAGAUCAAAAGACGUGACGAAUGGCUUUACCUCGUCUUCCAGGAGCUUCUAGGCACGGGCAUACCCGGAUCGAUGCGCGUACUUAAGUUCAAGGAUGCUGUGGCUGGUGAAUUCGCAGCGUCACACUCCCUAUGGCUAACGCCGGAGAAAGAGUCGCUCCCAGAUGACCUAGAUUGGUGGUUCGGUUUCGACUUACCAAGUAACAUGACUGACGACGGGAAAUCGGAGACCCCGGUUCCAGGCCCGGAGCGCCGCCCGAAACCCCAGCAUGACCCGGCAGAUGGGCCGGUCGCCUCUGAUGACGACCUCUUGCGUGAGCCGAGCCUCCUGAGUAGGGCGCGAGAAGUGAUGAAGAGCAAGGUUAAAGAAGAUGAGCGUGUACGGAGUGCAAUUGAAGCCUGGAAUUUGGCGGACACAGAGGCUUGGCGAUUUGCUAAGGCGUUCCUAGCACGUUCCAGGGUGGAGAGGCUUAAAUGGGAGGAAGAGGAGAGUAAAUAUGCUGGAGGUGUGGGAAGUGAAUCUGGAGGACGGGGAUCUAGUUGGCUUCGCUGGGGAGAUGAUGAGAGCGAAGAGGACUAA
Messenger RNA from Daldinia childiae, 1872 nucleotides. RefSeq lists its product as uncharacterized. The record is from RefSeq and is a predicted model, not a curated record. NCBI's taxonomy places the organism in Eukaryota, Fungi, Ascomycota, Sordariomycetes, Xylariales, Hypoxylaceae. The transcript has a single exon. Bases 1 to 1872 code for a protein of 623 amino acids.